AUGUCAAAUAUUGCAAACGAUUUCCAAAACUUAAACAUCAACGGUGGAAGCGCCAACGGUGGUGAUGCUCCUCCUCCUCAAAGAAGAGGUUACGUUCCACCUCAUGCAAGAUCUCGUGGACCACAAGAAGGUCAAUCCAACAGCGGUUACUCUAAUGGUGGCUACAAUAACAACUACGGUGGUGGUUAUAAUAACAACAGAAGUGGGUAUUACAGCAACAACAACAGCGGCUUUGGCGGUUACAACAACCGUAGAAGUGGUGGCCGUGGCGGUUUCAACAAUCGUAAUGGCGGUGGUCGUUUCCAAAGAAAUGAUCGUGGUAAAUUUGUUGAUGGUAAACAUAUCCCAGGUGAACCAAGUGAAGCUAUGCAAAAAGAAUUAUUUGGUGAAGUUGAUGAUCCAAAGUUCCAAUCUUCAGGUAUUAAUUUCGAUAAUUAUGAUGAUAUCCCUGUUGAAGCUUCAGGUGAAGGUGUUCCAGAACCAAUUGAUACAUUUACUGCUCCACCUUUAGAAGAUUUGUUGUUAGAAAACAUUAAAUUAGCUCGUUUCAACAGACCAACUCCAGUUCAAAAAUAUUCUGUUCCAAUUGUUGCUGCUGGUCGUGAUUUAAUGGCUUGUGCCCAAACUGGUUCUGGUAAAACUGGUGGUUUCUUAUUCCCAAUUUUAUCUCAAUCUUUCCACAAUGGUCCAUCACCAGUCCCAGAACCAACUACACAAUUCUCAAGACGUAAAGCUUACCCAACUGCUUUAGUUUUAGCUCCAACCAGAGAAUUGGUCUCACAAAUUUAUGAUGAAGCCAAAAAAUUCACAUAUAGAUCAUGGGUCCGUCCUUGUGUUGUCUAUGGUGGUGCUGAUAUUAGAACUCAAUUACAAGACAUUGAACGUGGCUGUGAUUUAUUAGUUGCUACUCCAGGUCGUUUGAACGAUUUAUUAGAACGUGGUCGUAUUUCAUUAGCCAACAUUAAGUACUUGGUUUUAGAUGAAGCUGAUAGAAUGUUGGAUAUGGGUUUCGAACCUCAAAUCAGACACAUUGUUCAAGAAUGUGACAUGCCACCAGUUGAAAACCGUCAAACUCUUAUGUUUUCAGCUACUUUCCCAGCUGAUAUUCAAAUGUUGGCUCGUGAUUUCUUGAAAGAUUAUAUCUUUUUAUCUGUUGGUAAAGUUGGUUCCACUUCAGAAAAUAUCACACAAAAGGUUAUCUAUGUUGAUGAUGACGAGAAAAGAUCAGUUUUAUUAGAUAUCUUGGAAGCUGAUGAAAAUGGUUUAACUUUGAUUUUCGUUGAAACCAAAAGAAUGGCUGAUGCUUUAUCUGAUUUCUUAAUUACUCAAAACUUCCCAGCUACUUCUAUUCAUGGUGAUCGUUCUCAACAAGAACGUGAACGUGCUUUAGAAUACUUCAGAUCUGGUAAGGCUCCAAUUUUAGUUGCUACUGCUGUUGCUGCCAGAGGUUUGGAUAUUCCAAAUGUUACUCAUGUCGUCAAUUAUGAUUUACCAACUGAUAUUGAUGAUUAUGUCCAUCGUAUUGGUCGUACCGGUCGUGCUGGUAAUGUCGGUGUUGCUACUGCGUUCUUCAACAGAGGUAACAAGAAUGUUGUUAAGGAAUUGGUUGAAGUUUUAACUGAAGCUAACCAAGAAGUUCCAGCUUUCUUGAACACUAUUGCUAGAGAAGUUUCUUCAGGUGGUAGAGGAAGAGGUCGUGGUGGUCGUUCCAACAACACUAGAGAUUUCCGUCGUCAACCAGGUUACAACAACAGCUCAUCAUUUGGUGGUAAUUCAUCAUUCGGUGGCUCUGGUGGUUAUGGCAACUCAUUCAGUAGUGGUUAUGGUAACCAAAGUUCUCGUACUGGUGGUGGUGCUGCUUUCUCAUCAUACCAAUCAGGUUACGGUAACCCAUCAUCAUCAUCUUCAAAUAGUUGGUGGUGA
Messenger RNA from Hansenula anomala, 1923 nucleotides. Its product is annotated as DEAD/DEAH box helicase. The record is from RefSeq and is a predicted model, not a curated record. The transcript has a single exon. The coding region runs from base 1 to 1923 and encodes 640 amino acids. Lineage: Eukaryota; Fungi; Ascomycota; Saccharomycetes; Phaffomycetales; Wickerhamomycetaceae. Gene Ontology annotation, molecular function: RNA helicase activity; ATP binding; RNA binding. Gene Ontology annotation, cellular component: nucleus.